AUACCAAAAAUGUCCUUAGAAUUUGAAAUGUUGGACAUCACAAUCCCAAGACAACAAACUAUAUCAAGAAAACGUCAAAUACCAAAAGUUCCAUUAUUUAUGAGAAUUGACAAUCAAAAAAGUGAUGACUAUGAUCCUAAAGUUGUUUCAUUGGGACCUUAUCACCAUGGAAAGUUAGAACUCAAUUUUGUUGAAGAUUUCAAGCCAAAGGCUCUAGAAAUGUUCAUUCAUGGAAGUAACAAAAAACAAGAUUUCUUCCUUGAAGAAAUUCUAAAGGAGAUUGAUGAUUUGAGAAGUUGUUACCUUGAAGAAUUCACGAAUAAGUAUAGCGACUAUGAAUUUGCACGAAUGAUGCUCGUUGAUGCAUGUUUCAUACUAAAUGACAUCGAGAUAUCAACAAGGUCUACACCAAAUUCUGCCUCUAAACAGAGCAACACUAUCAAACACCUUGGCAUUGCGGUUUAUUUGGUCACUAGACGUGACCUUUAUUUGCUCGAAAAUCAGGUACCUUUUUGCGUUCUCAAGCUCUUGGUUAAGUUGAGAUAUGACGAUGAUCAAGGUAGUGGAUAUCAUUCAUUUGAAGAGAAGGUAAAAAGCUAUUGUUCUCAAAUGUUUUUCGAUAAGCAAGAGGACAUCAAAAUGAAAGUAAACACGAUAAUUGAGACAGACCCCUCUCACCUUCUUGAAGUUUUCCGUAGAGUACUUGUCAAUGGUAGUGACGAUGAAGCUAAUGCCACAAAAUCACGUAGUUAUGAUUUCAUCUUUGAUUAUUUUCCCGAUUGUUGGAGGAAAAAUCAUGUACCACACAAAUCAGGAUUGCUCACAAACGUGUUUCGUUCCGUCAUGGAUUUGAAAUCAAAGGGGAUUCAUUUUAGGCCUAGUGGAAUUGAUUCAUUAAAAGGUGUGAGAUUUACAUCUCACUAUUACUAUGGAAAACUAAAACUCCCAUGUUGGUAUGUUUCAACAUACACUAAAGUAUUUUUUAUGAACAUGAUAGCAUAUGAAUUAUGUCCAAAUGGUCCAAUUGAUAGAGCUGUUGUGUCAUACAUAAAUUUCAUGAAAUCACUAGUGAUUUCACCAAAUGAUGUGAAAGAAUUGAGAGAAGAGAAGAUAAUAUUCAACACAUUGGGAAGUGAUGAAGAAGUUGUACAAGUUUACAAAGGAUUAAAAACUUAUGGGGCAGAUGAUCCAUUACUUUUCAAGAAUGUGAAGAGGAAUAUUCAAGAACAUUAUAAUAACAAAGGGAAGACUUGGAUUGCUGAAUUAAUUGAUACAUAUUUUAAUAGUCCAUGGUCAUUAACUGCUUUGAUUGUUACUGUUUUUCUUACUUUCUUGACUAUUGUUCAGACUUAUUAUGGUAGUCCAUUUUAUCAUUCCUUUCAUGAAUGAUAGAAU
Solanum tuberosum (potato) is the source of this 1395-nucleotide messenger RNA. RefSeq names its product UPF0481 protein At3g47200-like. The transcript has 2 exons. The record is from RefSeq and is a predicted model, not a curated record. NCBI's taxonomy places the organism in Eukaryota, Viridiplantae, Streptophyta, Magnoliopsida, Solanales, Solanaceae. The coding region runs from base 10 to 1389 and encodes 459 amino acids.